CCCGCAACCUGUUCACAUCUGACUGGAUUUUACGCACGCAUGAAGCACAGCGUCGGUCGCCGACUUCAACGGAGAUUAUACGAAGCUCUCGGACAUUCGUAUUCUUGUCUUUUCAUCCACAGCCCAGCGAUAGCCCGAAACGUCGGCAAAAUGACGGGCUCUGAUAUUUCCCACAUCCUGAAGGAGGGAGAGCUGGAGAAAAGGAGCGACAAUCUCCUCCAGUUCUGGAAGAGGAAGACCUGCGUCCUCACCACGGACAGCCUGAACAUCUACACCGACCAGCAGAAGAAGAACAAGACCAAAGAACUCAAGCUACAGUCCAUCAAGAAGGUGGAUUGUGUGGAACGCACUGGGAAGUUCGUCUACUUCACUAUUGUGACCACAGACAAUAAGGAGAUAGACUUUAGGUGCCCAGGCGAGGAGAACUGCUGGAAUGCCGUGAUCACAAUGGCCCUGAUUGACUUCCAGAACAGAAAGGCCAUUCAGGACUUUAAAACGCGACAGGAAUCAGAGAACACUUCUCUGGGACAGCAGGAGAGAUGCAAGGCUAGAGCUCCUUGAGAUUCAAUCCAAGCCAUACAUGAUAUGGCAAACUGAAUCUUGAAGCUUGGACCGAAGCAUGUCGGCACGUCUGAAAGGAGCCCAUGUGUUCCGAAUAAGGACUAGAGUCGAGCUGAUCUACAUGUGAAGGUCUUCGGAAUAAACCUGCAAUGAUUUCAACGAGCAAAACCCUCAAAAAAAGACUGAAUCCUUGAACUUUCUUAGCCGCCUCAGAAAAAAAAGGCUACGGAUAUAUGUACAUGUAAAUUUAUCUAUUUAUUUUUUACAAAUGAAUGCUGCACAUACCAAUGUUGUAUUAAGUUAUUUCAUGAUGUAUGUAUUUAUUUAAAUAAAUUUGCAUAAAACUCA
Molecule: messenger RNA, 909 nt
Organism: Danio aesculapii
Lineage: Eukaryota; Metazoa; Chordata; Actinopteri; Cypriniformes; Danionidae
Gene: phlda2
Product: pleckstrin homology-like domain, family A, member 2
Exons: 2
Coding region: 40-561 (173 amino acids)
Biological process (GO): positive regulation of apoptotic process
Molecular function (GO): phosphatidylinositol phosphate binding
Source: RefSeq, a predicted model, not a curated record